Messenger RNA from Lineus longissimus, 760 nucleotides. RefSeq lists its product as uncharacterized. Lineage: Eukaryota; Metazoa; Nemertea; Pilidiophora; Heteronemertea; Lineidae. Bases 92 to 562 code for a protein of 156 amino acids. The transcript is spliced from 8 exons. The record is from RefSeq and is a predicted model, not a curated record.
UGGACAGCUAACUGCUACUUAGGGUCCAUAUAUAGGAGGUUACAUGACUAAAGAGACAGAGAGACAAUAAACAAGAGCUGAGAUCAACUUGAUGAGCUGUCGUUGUCGUUGGUCUUUCGUUAUGACCUCUAGUAUGCCACAGGUACCGGUGAUGGAUGAUGAAGACACCCUCAGCAUAGAUGAAGAAGAAUCUCUACCAUUGACAAACACCAGUGAAGUUCAACCCAGUGGCAGUGCUACAGCUAUGCUCAAUCACUUUGCGGGAGGUGGGGUUGGAGUUGCUCCAGUUUUACCCUUGCAUGUACUACGACCAGCAGUAUUUUCAAGGAAAUCUUCCAUUCAGGAUAACGAGGGCAGUACGUUCAAGAAGUCGGUGAACCCAAGAGUCAGCUGGGAGGAGGAAUUGGGAGUUCGGAUGAAGAACACAAAAUCCAGGGUUGGCAUGAGAAAGAAGAAGUCAGCGAAAUUGGAUGCGGAUGAGCAAUUAAGCGAAGAUGUAGCCAAACUUACAGCUUCGACCUCAAGGUAUAGUCAAGAAGAUCUACAAGCACCGAAAAAAUAAGGGUGUUCUCGAAUAUCGAGUGAAGUGGGUUGGCUAUGACGGUCCACAAGAUGAUACAUGGGAACCACUCCGCCACCUCACGAGUGAACACUCACAAGCAAUGCUGAGAGAUUAUCGGACUUCUUCAAGUGCCAAAUAAGCCAGUAGACAUGCAGACAUGAUGAGUUGUUUAAUUAUGCGACAAUGUUACUACACAAA